Messenger RNA from Mastomys coucha (southern multimammate mouse), 6091 nucleotides. RefSeq names its product ATPase plasma membrane Ca2+ transporting 2 (gene Atp2b2). The record is from RefSeq and is a predicted model, not a curated record. Gene Ontology annotation, biological process: calcium ion transmembrane transport; regulation of cytosolic calcium ion concentration. The transcript is spliced from 24 exons. Lineage: Eukaryota; Metazoa; Chordata; Mammalia; Rodentia; Muridae. Gene Ontology annotation, cellular component: intracellular membrane-bounded organelle; postsynaptic density membrane. Bases 596 to 4327 code for a protein of 1243 amino acids. Gene Ontology annotation, molecular function: P-type calcium transporter activity; ATP binding; PDZ domain binding.
GGGCCUCAGACAUCUGGCCUGGCCUAACCUCCCGUUCUGCACUCAGCAGCUCAGGCAGAGGCUAGAGCCAGCUUUGAACAGGUGAGGACAAUAAGGCAUGUUUGGAGUGGCAUGGCCCAGAUACCCCAGCAGCAGCUCUGCACCCCUGCCCAGGCACUGCUGGGAAUCGAAAAGAAACAAAACAGAGCUGAACUUGGUCACACAGUCCCUAGAGACAGCAAGACAUGGGCUCCAUUGUGCAGCUCCUGAUGCCUCUGAUGUAACCAGAAGAUGUGGAGGGGAGCUGUCCCGACCAUGUAGAUGCCAACCCCAGGGAUCAACAUGGGCCCCACUGAAUGGAGACUCCUGGGUCAGCAUUCCUGAGCCUCUUCGGCCCCUGGACCUCACCCCACUCCUGGGGACACUCCUCAGAGCUCUCCAGUGCUGUCGCCAGCCCACCUCAGCCAUCACCACCUCCUGGGACUCGAAGUUGGUGGCCUCGUGCUACUACCCUCUGGUGAGGGUGUACUGAGGACAGCCACACACAGCCAUCACCCAGAGGCCCCUUUUCCAGUGCUGACCCUCAGGCCCAGCCUGAGCAGAAACUCCAGCAAACAUGGGUGAUAUGACCAACAGCGACUUUUACUCCAAAAACCAAAGAAAUGAGUCGAGCCAUGGGGGCGAGUUUGGGUGUACCAUGGAGGAGCUGCGCUCCCUCAUGGAGCUGCGGGGCACCGAGGCUGUGGUCAAGAUCAAGGAGACAUACGGGGACACUGAAGCCAUCUGCCGGCGCCUCAAAACCUCGCCUGUUGAAGGUUUGCCGGGCACUGCUCCAGACUUGGAAAAGAGGAAACAGAUUUUUGGGCAAAACUUCAUACCUCCAAAGAAACCAAAAACCUUCCUGCAGCUGGUGUGGGAAGCGCUACAGGACGUGACACUCAUCAUCCUGGAAAUUGCGGCCAUCAUCUCCCUGGGACUGUCCUUCUACCACCCACCAGGAGAGAGCAAUGAAGGAUGUGCCACGGCCCAGGGUGGGGCAGAGGAUGAAGGUGAAGCAGAAGCAGGCUGGAUCGAGGGGGCUGCCAUCCUGCUGUCAGUCAUCUGUGUGGUCCUCGUCACAGCCUUCAAUGACUGGAGUAAGGAGAAACAGUUCCGGGGCCUGCAGAGCCGAAUUGAGCAGGAGCAGAAGUUCACCGUCGUCCGGGCCGGCCAAGUGGUCCAGAUCCCUGUGGCCGAGAUCGUCGUCGGGGACAUUGCCCAGAUCAAAUAUGGUGACCUCCUUCCUGCUGAUGGCCUCUUCAUCCAGGGCAAUGACCUCAAGAUCGAUGAGAGCUCACUCACAGGGGAGUCGGACCAGGUGCGCAAGUCUGUGGAUAAGGACCCCAUGUUGCUGUCAGGAACCCAUGUGAUGGAGGGCUCAGGACGGAUGGUGGUGACUGCUGUGGGUGUGAACUCUCAGACUGGCAUCAUAUUUACCCUGCUUGGGGCUGGUGGUGAAGAGGAAGAAAAGAAAGACAAAAAAGGUGUGAAGAAGGGGGAUGGCCUUCAGCUACCAGCGGCCGACGGCGCAGCACCUGCAAAUGCUGCAGGUAGCGCAAAUGCCAGCCUAGUCAAUGGUAAAAUGCAGGAUGGCAGUGCCGACAGCAGCCAGAGCAAAGCCAAGCAGCAGGACGGGGCAGCUGCUAUGGAGAUGCAGCCUCUGAAGAGCGCAGAGGGCGGCGAUGCAGAUGACAAGAAAAAAGCCAACAUGCACAAGAAAGAGAAGUCGGUGCUUCAGGGCAAGCUCACCAAGCUGGCUGUGCAGAUAGGCAAGGCGGGCCUGGUGAUGUCGGCCAUCACAGUGAUCAUCCUGGUGCUCUACUUCACCGUGGACACCUUCGUGGUCAACAAGAAGCCAUGGCUGACGGAGUGCACACCUGUCUACGUACAGUACUUUGUCAAGUUCUUCAUCAUCGGUGUGACGGUGCUGGUGGUCGCUGUGCCCGAGGGCCUUCCUCUGGCUGUCACCAUCUCACUGGCCUAUUCCGUGAAGAAAAUGAUGAAGGACAACAACUUGGUUCGCCACCUGGAUGCCUGUGAAACCAUGGGCAAUGCCACAGCCAUCUGCUCAGACAAGACAGGCACGCUGACCACCAACCGCAUGACCGUGGUACAGGCCUAUGUCGGUGAUGUCCACUACAAGGAGAUCCCUGAUCCCAGCUCCAUCAAUGCCAAGACGUUGGAGCUGCUGGUCAACGCCAUCGCUAUCAACAGCGCCUACACCACCAAGAUCCUCCCCCCAGAAAAAGAGGGCGCCCUGCCCCGGCAGGUGGGCAACAAGACAGAAUGCGGCCUGCUGGGCUUUGUGCUGGACUUGAGGCAGGACUACGAGCCGGUGCGCAGCCAGAUGCCAGAGGAGAAGCUGUAUAAGGUGUACACCUUCAACUCCGUGCGCAAGUCCAUGAGCACCGUCAUCAAGAUGCCUGACGAGAGCUUCCGCAUGUACAGCAAAGGCGCCUCGGAGAUUGUGCUCAAAAAGUGCUGCAAGAUCCUCAGUGGGGCAGGGGAACCCCGUGUCUUCCGGCCCCGAGACAGGGAUGAGAUGGUGAAGAAGGUAAUCGAGCCCAUGGCCUGUGACGGGCUCCGUACCAUCUGUGUGGCCUAUCGUGACUUCCCCAGCAGCCCUGAACCUGACUGGGACAAUGAGAAUGACAUUCUCAAUGAACUCACGUGCAUCUGCGUGGUGGGCAUUGAAGACCCAGUGCGACCUGAGGUCCCAGAAGCCAUCCGCAAGUGCCAGCGGGCAGGUAUCACAGUCCGCAUGGUCACCGGUGACAAUAUCAACACAGCCCGGGCCAUCGCCAUCAAGUGUGGCAUUAUCCACCCUGGAGAGGACUUCCUGUGCCUGGAAGGCAAAGAAUUCAAUCGGAGGAUCCGCAACGAGAAGGGGGAGAUUGAGCAGGAGCGGAUUGACAAGAUCUGGCCAAAACUGAGGGUGCUGGCUCGCUCCUCGCCCACGGAUAAGCACACCCUGGUCAAAGGCAUCAUCGACAGUACACACACUGAGCAGCGGCAGGUGGUGGCUGUGACGGGGGAUGGGACCAACGAUGGGCCUGCUCUCAAGAAGGCCGAUGUGGGCUUCGCAAUGGGCAUCGCUGGCACAGAUGUGGCCAAGGAGGCCUCCGACAUCAUCCUGACAGACGACAACUUCAGCAGCAUCGUCAAGGCAGUGAUGUGGGGCCGUAAUGUCUACGACAGCAUAUCCAAAUUCCUGCAGUUCCAGCUGACUGUCAACGUGGUGGCCGUGAUCGUGGCCUUCACCGGCGCCUGCAUUACACAGGACUCCCCUCUCAAGGCUGUGCAGAUGCUCUGGGUGAAUCUCAUCAUGGACACGUUUGCCUCCUUGGCCCUGGCAACAGAGCCACCCACCGAGACUCUGCUCCUGAGGAAACCUUAUGGCCGCAACAAGCCGCUCAUCUCACGAACCAUGAUGAAGAACAUCCUGGGCCAUGCCGUCUAUCAGCUCACCCUCAUCUUCACCCUGCUCUUUGUGGGUGAGAAGAUGUUCCAGAUUGACAGCGGAAGGAACGCCCCACUGCACUCCCCGCCCUCAGAGCACUACACCAUCAUCUUCAACACCUUCGUCAUGAUGCAGCUCUUCAACGAGAUCAACGCCCGCAAGAUCCACGGGGAGCGCAACGUCUUUGACGGGAUCUUCCGGAACCCCAUCUUCUGCACCAUCGUUCUUGGCACUUUUGCCAUCCAGAUAGUGAUCGUGCAGUUUGGUGGGAAGCCCUUCAGCUGCUCUCCACUCCAGCUGGACCAGUGGAUGUGGUGCAUCUUCAUAGGCCUGGGAGAGCUCGUCUGGGGCCAGGUCAUCGCCACCAUCCCUACCAGCAGGCUCAAGUUCCUAAAAGAGGCAGGGCGGCUAACACAGAAGGAGGAGAUCCCUGAGGAGGAGUUAAAUGAGGAUGUGGAAGAGAUAGACCAUGCAGAGCGAGAGCUUCGCCGCGGCCAGAUCCUGUGGUUCCGGGGCCUGAAUCGGAUCCAGACACAGAUCCGCGUCGUGAAGGCGUUCCGUAGCUCUCUCUAUGAAGGGUUAGAAAAACCCGAGUCUCGAACCUCCAUCCAUAACUUCAUGGCUCAUCCUGAAUUCCGGAUCGAAGAUUCCCAGCCCCACAUCCCUCUCAUCGAUGACACCGACCUGGAAGAAGAUGCCGCGCUCAAACAGAACUCGAGCCCUCCGUCCUCGCUCAACAAGAACAAUAGCGCCAUCGACAGCGGGAUCAACCUGACGACCGACACGAGCAAAUCAGCUACCUCUUCAAGUCCAGGGAGCCCCAUCCACAGCCUGGAGACGUCGCUUUAGCUGAGGCCCCUGUCGCCUGGCCACGCUCAUGGACCCGCCGCCACCCGCCUCCAGGCGCACACCCUUCCAGGCACCAACUCCCCGACGCAGCAAGGAGCACUGGGCGGAACCCACACAGCAGAGAGAGAACCACACACAGAUCUUUCUCUGGCUGCCAUGUUCGAACUCUUUUCCACUCCUUAGGCCUUGGGCGGGGUUGCCCUGGGGUCAUCUGGAGCAGAGAGUGGCGUGGAUUUUUUUUUUCCAAAACAUAAAAAAAUAAUAAUGAAUUAAUUAAAAAAAAAAAAAAGAGCCCUUCCAGGCUCCAGCCCAGACACGGACCAGCCAUGCACCCGCCGGCCACUGCGUCCCCAGCAUGAAUGUACCUGGACACUUUUAAUCCCCUCCCUCGUUUGAUUCAUGGAGGGUUAGGGAGGGGAGUUUUUUGUUUGUUUUCUUAGGCGGGAACUGCAAACAGGAACUGGAACAGACUGCUGUUCAUUCAGUCCGCUGGUCUAUGAGGUUUCAAAUGCUUGCCCAGCAUGGUCUCAAAUGUCUAGAUUAAUUUAAUAACUUUUUGAAAUCACAGAGUAGGUUUGCACCAAUGAAACCCAAGAACUCCACAGACACUCAUGAGGUUAUAUCCGUUUCUUUGUAUCUAUAUCAACGUAUACUUCUUGAAGACUGUAUACGUGCGUAUAGAUAAGUAGAUAUUAUAUAUAUAUACAUAUAUAUACAUGGAUAUAUAAAGUUCCUUUGCCGGCAUGUUGCCUUGUUUCUGCUUAAAUUGCUCUAUUUUAACUUAUGUCCUAAAAGAAGAAUGUAAUUUGUUUACAAACCUGUAGAUAAUGUCUUUGGCUAUUUGUGUGGUUUAAGGACACUGGUGGCCAAGAUGCUUACAAACAGCUCGGGCCCAACAGACACAUCCCCCGGAUUGCAUCCUUGAAGUUUUACGAUAGCCAUGCUCUGAUUUUUGCCUGCUAUUUCCGUUCAAUAACGUCACUACUGUGGGAAGCUCAGGCAGAAAGCCAACGGCUCCUAAGGAUCCACCCUGAGGAGCUAAGCAACACGCUCCACGCUCCACCGUAGACAAGGGAGAAGAGGAGAGAAGGCUUCCCGGGUUUGCAACACGGCCGGUCCAGGUCCUGUGACGUCAGCGUCUGUGGUGCACCCCGGAGAGGGAAGGCUUUUCUCUCAAUGAAACUCGCUUGAGUUUACAGAGAGCAUUUCAGAACUGAGUUGUCUUUGGCGCUGUCUGUGAGUCAAGGUAGUGUUCAGAUAUUACAAAUGCUAUUGUGUUGAUUUUUUUUUUUUUUUUUUUUUUUUUUUUUUUAGUAACUUAGAAGUUUCUUUCCUUAUAAACAGCAGCAUAGACACUGCUGACAUACUGGAUGAGGGUUGGUACGGCUUGCUGCUUUCGUUUUUUUUUUCUUUUUGAAGAAGAAUAGCCUUUUUUCUCUGCACUAUUUAGAUCCGAAUGAACCUUAUGAUGUGUACAUUGAGAUGUAUUCAGUGUGAUUUUUAAACCAAAUUGUCUUCCUGUAGUUACAAUAUAUACUGUAGCCUUUUAACAGCAAGUCCUGCUUUCCCAGACAGAAAGCCAUUCUGAUACCUUCCCAUAUCACAGGUGAGAAAAGGUGGCUAUCCCCUCCCCAACAAUAACAGCACUAGUAAUCCCACUUAAUAAGAGCUUGUCUGUCGGCCUCUUACUGCUAAGCACUUUGUGGGUCUCAGCUUUUUUUCAUAAAAGAACUUUUGUAUUUAAUACAAAGUUUGCUUUGAGAC